This is a messenger RNA of Babesia bigemina, 978 nucleotides long. RefSeq lists its product as hypothetical. The transcript has a single exon. The coding region runs from base 1 to 978 and encodes 325 amino acids. NCBI's taxonomy places the organism in Eukaryota, Apicomplexa, Aconoidasida, Piroplasmida, Babesiidae. The record is from RefSeq and is a predicted model, not a curated record.
AUGUCAAACAUGGAUGCGCCAGCUCCCGCUGUGCUCCACGGCGACUCCCAGCGCAUGGACACGCACUACAGCGGAGAAAAAAAUCAGCACGAUUUCUUCGAGGACCUGGCUACCUACAUCAUCGUGAACAAGAACGACAAAAAUUGCCAUGUGGCAAAGAGCCAGACCCAAGCGGAGCACAAAUGGUCCGAAAAGUCAACCCCGGAGGAUACUAAGCCCAUGACGGUCGCAAACGGCAACACGACCCCCAGAAACCAAAAGCAUAGCGAAGAGGACGUCAAUGACGCCGAGGGUGGUGAGGCGGACAAGUACAAGUGGAAACCCGGUUUCUGCCUCCAGCUCGGCUCGCAGGGCCGAAAGGCGAUGCUGCAGCUGCUCAGGAACGUCUACAAGAGCAACAAGAAGUUCAAGCACAUCUUCGAGAAGAUGGACCCGCCGACCACGAUCAGCAACCUCCCCUUCUUCAAGGUCUCGAUGCUGUGGGAGCUUGCACACGAGCUGGGCGUCUUCGACCAGGCGAUUGCCAUCCACAAGAUAUACGGCAAGGUGAGGCACAAGCUGGUGAAGAACGGCGCGGCGCAAGGGGCGCCGUUCUACGAGGGGUACUCCCCCAGGGCCGCCGUGUCCCGGAGCCCCAAAAUGCGGCGCAUGCCUAACCCGAUGUACGGCCCGCCGUACUACAACACCACGAACGACGACGAGAGGCGCUUCUACCUCGAGCACAGCAACAACAUGAACCAGAUCAAGCGGAAGGUGGAGCACCUCGUGGCGCUGAACAAGUCCACCCCCGAAGAGUACAUGAAUGGCAUGGUUCCGUACAAGCAAAGGAAGUGUGUGGUGGGCAUGCAGCCCGGGCACGUGGAUAACAACCUGCACGCGAUGCAGAUGCAAUCCAACAACAUGUACGACUACAUCCCCAGAAUGGGCAACCAGGUGUACUCCUGCGCGGCUCUGGACUGUGGUCUGAUCCCGCAGUAG